AUGCCCGAUGCCGAGAACCCUGCACCGAAAGAGAGCGAGCCUAUGGAACAUGCCACGCAGCCAACAAACCUUACAACGGAUGAUUAUCACAAACAUGCCGAUGCCUACUUGAACGAGCUUGUCGAGAAGCUUGAAGAAUCCCAAGAGACUAGCUCGGAAAUUGACGUGGAGUAUUCAGCCGGCGUCCUCACUGUCGAAAUAGUGGGUAGAGGCUCCUAUGUACUCAACAAGCAACCACCGAACAAACAGAUUUGGCUCAGUUCGCCGAUCUCUGGGCCCAAACGAUUCGAUUGGGUUACGCUGGGCGAAUCUAUGGAGCACAAGGAAGGUUCUGGGACAGGAGACUGGGUAUGUUUGAGAGACGGCAGCAGUCUUACGGACAUCAUUCAGAAGGAACUUGGGGUCCAGGUAGGAGCUGCAGAAACCGUCUACGGAGAGCAGUGA
This is a messenger RNA of Pseudovirgaria hyperparasitica, 444 nucleotides long. RefSeq names its product Frataxin. Gene Ontology annotation, cellular component: mitochondrion. Gene Ontology annotation, molecular function: ferrous iron binding; ferric iron binding; ferroxidase activity. Gene Ontology annotation, biological process: intracellular iron ion homeostasis; iron incorporation into metallo-sulfur cluster. The coding region runs from base 1 to 444 and encodes 147 amino acids. The record is from RefSeq and is a predicted model, not a curated record. The transcript is spliced from 2 exons. Lineage: Eukaryota; Fungi; Ascomycota; Dothideomycetes; Acrospermales; Acrospermaceae.